GGUUACGCAACUGAAGAAGCCGGCAUGAUAAUGUCCGCGCAGUUGGUCGCACUGAGCGAGCGAUCGAUGACUGAUUGCGCGGUAAAUAUGAAAAUUAAAUUUUUUCAUUUUAAUCGUAACAAUUAAGUUACUAAUAUACAAUAUAAUUUGUAUAAGGAAAUAUCUUUGGUAUUUGAUAUUUGUUGUAUACUAUUCAACCGGUUUGAUGAAUAAAUCAUUUAUGUUUGACGCAGGUUUCUAGUAACCCAGAUCGAGUCAAACUAUAAUACGUAGGUAUGUAUCUACAAAAAUAGGGUUGAUACAUACCGGAUGAUGUGGGCAUGACGUAGCAAAAUUAUACUUGAGUGUCGCUCAGCACUGGCCAUGAAUGUAUGCCACAGACGUUUUUCCCCGCACGUGUAUUCCGCAUACAUGAACUAUGAUAUUUCGAAAAUGUUGAAGUUGAAUAGUCAUUCCAGAAAUCAUAAUUUCUCGUUAAAAAUAUAAUUUUUUAUUUGCCCUUUCUUAACAAAAAAAAAAACAAAAAAACAUACGUUUACAAUCCAAACUCAGCGCUUAUUAUACAUGAGAACUGAAGCAAAAACAAGAACAGAAAUCGAGUAAAAUAAUUCCAAACAAAUCUCUGAAAACAAAAUAAAUAAAUCACCCCCCGAUCAAUCAAGUGUGAAAAAAUAUGAAAGGCAAGAAGGGCAAACAAUCCUCGAUCAAAUGCGAGCGAUCCCUUCGUCACACAUGAAAAUGAAUUAUUCACGAAAUACCAACAACAGACGUCGUCGACACGUCGGGCUCUCUAUCGUGUGAACCAAAGCGUUUCUCGCUGCUCGAGCGCCGAAAAAGUUCCUAUUCUGCGUCGAACAUGUUGCUCUCUACAGCGGUGUUUUUACCAAUCUUGGCUCUUUUGCUAACGAUCGAUAGUUUGGAAGUCGUCGGUGACAUCGAGUACGACGAGUACAAGGAGUACGUCCUGCUGGUCUCGGACGUCCAGGAACAUUACAAGGCUUCCAGUGUUAUCCUCAUCUACGCCGGUGACGACGAGAGCAUCCACACAACGACGCUGAUGAUGCGCCUGACCCGCGAGUUCUCCUCCAAGUUCGUCCUCUCCCUGACUCUGAACUACACCGACCUGACCCAUCACUACGACCACUACCGUACCCGGAUAGUGCGUCCUUUAUUCGUCGUCUUCCUCAACUCAGCCUCGGAGAUCCGCAUGUUCCAGAAGGUGACCCGCCGCUCCGAGAUAUCCUAUCCGUUCUGGCUGGUGAUCUUCGCCAAGCCGACGCUGCGCAUCUGCUACGAGCCCACCGAGAACUACUUCAACGUCGCCUUCGACACGGAGAUGAUGGUCAAGUGUCACGGUGACCCGAUCCUCAGGGAGUGGUACUCGCUCAAGGAGGACAGCAUCACGGUUCACGAUCUGGCCCACUGGGACCUCAUCGGCAGGCUGCAACCGAAGACUACCAAGUCUCUUUACGAAAGAAGACAUACCCUGGCUGGAAAGAACCUACGCAUCGCCACGGUCAAGGAUUCCCCGUUCAUAGCAGCUCAACAGGGUCCGCUGAGCGGACUCUUCGCCACGAUUCUGCAAGAACUGAGCUCGACCCUGAACUUCUCGAUGACGAUCGCUUACAAGGAAGUCAGUUACGGGAUCUACAACGAAUCGACCGGGGGGUGGACUGGUGGGAUCGGAAGACUCGCCAGGAAGGACGUGGACCUUGGCGUCGCCGAGUUUACCAUGACAGCUCAGAGACUGGACAGCGUGGAUUUCACCCUGCCGAUCAUGCUCUCGAGGAAUCAGCUCUACAUGAGGCAACCAGAUGGCUCUGCGCUUCAGUGGUCGGCUUAUUUCAGGGUCUACACGAUCGACAGCUGGAUCGCGCUGCAGGGGAUGACUGCACUGACGUGGCUCGUAAUCACGUACAUGAGGCUGUUGAUAAGGGAGAAACCCAUACCGCCUAAUCACUUUUCCGAAAAUUAUCUCUCCAUCUGGGGAAUAUACUGCCAACAGGGUCUACCAGAGUUUCCGAGCGCAUCUCCCAUGAGGAUAGCCUACUUCACGAUUCUCGUCUCGGCCGUUAUCUUGCUGGCUGUUUACUCGGCUUGUCUGAUUAGCUACCUCACCGUCACCAGUCCAAGUCUGCCGUUUUCCAAUCUUGACGAAUUCGCCAAAGACGGAACUUACAAGCUGAUCGCCUUUCAGCAAAGCGCCGAUUACGAUCUGUUCGCGACUUCGAAAGACUUAGUACUAAAGCGGAUGAUGAAGCAGAUGCUCAAUCGCGAAUAUCUACCCCGAACCAUGAUGGCUGGCUUCAGGAAGGCUUGCGAGAACAAGAUCGCGUUCUACGCGACCGAAGCCGUGAAGACUCAAAUCAGCGCGCGAAUCCCCUGCGACUUGGUUUAUCUGGAGUCGGGGAGGAUCGAUAGCCUGGGUAUGACGUUGACGAAGAGGAGCCAGUACACGGGUGUGAUUAACUAUCAUCUGCAGAAAUUCAAAGACGUCGGCAUAAUGAACCGACUGCGCUCUCGAGUCUACAUGAAGGUCACCCCUUCGGACAACAAGUACAAUCCGGUGAAUGUACGCGGCAUCGUGACGAUAUUGCUGAUAAUUGGGAUCGGUGUCGUCGUCAGUAUUAUCAUACUUAUUGUCGAGAUACUGAUCUAUCGUCUUCACAAAGGCAGGGAAAACCAGAAGCUCAUGUCCACAUGCAAGAACCAGAUCGUCGUCACCAAGAAUGCACUGAUCAGUCGUGAGAAUAAAAUCGCUAUAUAUAGAUAAUACAUAUGUAGGGUUUUUAACUUGUAAUUUUGUUAUACAUAUAUCUAUAACUCGUUCCGGAAGUUAUGCUUGUUCUGUUGUAUUGAGCUUUCAAUAAAAUGUCGAUUUCAGCAACUCUAAUUAAAAAUAA
This is a messenger RNA of Nasonia vitripennis (jewel wasp), 2903 nucleotides long. Its product is annotated as glutamate receptor U1-like. Bases 857 to 2773 code for a protein of 638 amino acids. Gene Ontology annotation, molecular function: glutamate-gated receptor activity. NCBI's taxonomy places the organism in Eukaryota, Metazoa, Arthropoda, Insecta, Hymenoptera, Pteromalidae. The record is from RefSeq and is a predicted model, not a curated record. Gene Ontology annotation, cellular component: membrane. The transcript is spliced from 8 exons.